AAACCGGGAGAGCGGCUCUGUGCUCACACACCCAGAGGAGCAUCUAAGGGAGAGCACAUCUCUGAAUCCCUCACUCACAGCCUUUAAUUCUGUCUUUAUUUAUUUACUUCUUAUUGUUUAAUAUGGGUCUUAUCUUCUCCUCCAUCUUCGCACGUUUCAUAGAGAAGAAGCAGAUGAGAUUACUGAUGGUUGGUCUGGAUGCAGCCGGGAAGACUACUGUCCUCUACAAACUCAAACUGGGUGAAGUCGUCACAACGAUUCCUACGAUUGGCUUUAACGUUGAGACGGUUGAAUACAAGAACAUUUCCUUCACCGUGUGGGACGUGGGAGGACAGAAUGUCAUUAGACCGCUCUGGAGACACUACUAUCAGAACACCAUGGGCCUCAUCUUUGUGGUGGACAGCAGUGAUCGUGAGCGCAUCCAGGAAGCUGCUCUGGAGCUGCAGAUGAUGCUUGAGGAAGAUGAGCUGAGGGACGCCGCUUUGUUGGUUCUUGCUAACAAACAGGAUUUACCCAACGCAAUGCCGGUCCACGAGAUGACUGAGAAACUCGGAUUGCACGCCAUGAAGGGAAGACCUUGGUACGUCCAGUCGACUUGUGCAACAAAUGGAACAGGUUUAUAUGAAGGACUGGACUGGCUUUCAGAUCAGCUCGCCAAAAGAUAAAAUCUGGACUGGCUUUCAGAUCAGCUCUCCAAACGAUAAAAUCUGAUUGAUUGCACUACGUGAAUUUAUUUGAAAAAUAUUUUACUGCAUUUAAAUGUGUCAAUAAUGUAAUUUAAUGUAGGACCUUUCUUUUUCUUACAUCUUACAAUAUUUAAUUUGUUGUAUUGUUUGUCCUUGGGUUUGACUUUACAAAAGCCUGUUUACUCCAAAUAUAUAGAAUUAAAAAUGUCUAUUUUUUUCAAAUAUCACUGUA
Messenger RNA from Pangasianodon hypophthalmus (striped catfish), 918 nucleotides. RefSeq names its product ADP-ribosylation factor 4. The record is from RefSeq and is a predicted model, not a curated record. The coding region runs from base 123 to 665 and encodes 180 amino acids. Lineage: Eukaryota; Metazoa; Chordata; Actinopteri; Siluriformes; Pangasiidae. Gene Ontology annotation, molecular function: GTPase activity; GTP binding. Gene Ontology annotation, biological process: intracellular protein transport; vesicle-mediated transport. Gene Ontology annotation, cellular component: cytoplasm; plasma membrane. The transcript has 6 exons.